CCAUCACCGCACACACGAGCUGCGCUGUCGAGUAAAUUACCUGCAAUUCUCAAUAUUAUUAGCAGGGCGCGUGAGCGCAUUUUACCGGGGGUGCUUUAUUACAUUUUGCAUGUCUGUUCAAUACCUAUCGUCUAUGGCAUUGAUAAGGGGCAUAUGAUUAGUGACCCCCGUCUGUUAUUAGAGCUCUCCCGUCGCUGACCAUGGCUGCAUGUCCUUUUCUUGAAGGAUAAUUUUCGUAAUGAUGUGAAAAGUGGAUAUUUUACUUUUCCUUUUUAAGAGAUGAAAAGUGGAGAAGUGGGGCGCUCUCUAGCCUGGUGGUUGGGUUUAGGACUGCUGUCUGCCAUUCUAGCAUUUCUUUACUUUAACGGAACAAAGUCCAGGGCGGCUCUUCCAGACAAAAUCAACGCUACUUAUGAUUUCGUUAUUGUUGGAGGGGGCACCACCGGCUCGGUGUUGGCCAGUCGUCUGUCAGAGUCCCCAGAUGUGACGGUCCUUCUCCUGGAGGCUGGGGGUUUAGACUCCGAUCCCGAUCUCAAAGUCCCUCUUCUGUCCGCACUUGAGCGGAAAACGGAGCAUGAUUGGAAGUUUAUGUCAACUCCACAACAACAUGCUUUCAAAUCUUUGGCUGGAAAGAGGGGGCACUUCAACAUGGGUCGCGUUCUAGGAGGAAGCAGUUCUAUAAAUAACAUGGUAUACUUACGGGGUGGCAGCACUAACUAUAAUGAAUGGGAGAGGAAUGGGGCCUCAGGGUGGGGCUUCCGUGACGUCAUUCCAUACUUCCACAAAUUAGAAGACUUUCGUAUUGAAAAAUUCCAAACUUCGGCAUAUCAUUCCACAAGAGGACCUGUAGUUGUCAGCGACGGCUCUCAGCAUCACCCACUUCUUCACGACAUAUACCAGAAAGCGUCAGAAACAAUGGGGAGUAAAGCCACAGACUGUAACGGCAAAGACGCCAUAGGAUUUUGCUCCAGUCCUUCGCUGUUGGACCGCUCAAGACGAGUGAGUACUGCUUCUGCGUACCUAACACAGGCCAUGGACAGAAAGAAUCUCCACAUCGCCACCUACUGCCAUGUCACCAAGAUUCUGAUUUCUAACGGUAAAGCGUUAGGGGUGGAGUACCUACAGAACGGGAGGCGGGAAGUCGUGGGGGCCACGAAGGAGGUGGUGCUAACGGCAGGAGCCAUAGGGUCCCCACACAUACUGCUUCUGUCGGGGGUCGGGCCGAGGGCCCACCUAGAGGAACACAAAAUUUCGGUCCACUCUGAUCUUCCGGUAGGAAACUUCAUUCAAGAUCACGUGAUCUUUCCAAUCCGAGGCUCCAUAAACGAAUCCUUAACAGUGAACUACCCAAGGUCAACCAGCGUCCUGGCAAAACUGAAAUACAGUUUGUUUGGGGGAGGUCCUUUGUCAUCAAAUGGCGCAAUUGUAGGCCAUUCCUUGGUAGAAACAAAACAGAAUAAGACGAAUCAAGCCGAUGUAAUGUUCAGUUUCCUAGCAACCAUUCCGGAACUUUGGUCAGCAAUGGAUUAUGGCUAUGAUGCAAAUGUUAAGAAAGAGCUCAUACCUGUCAGAAAUGGGAAGCCUAACUCUACUGAAGGCGUCACCUUCCUUAUCAAACUUCUGGGGAUUAAGAGUAAAGGAACAUUGAGGAUACGUAGCACUAAUCCGUUUGAUCCGCCGGAUGUGGAUCCCAGGUAUCUGGAUCAUCCAGAUGACGUCACUGGUCUCAUCCAAGGGAUAAGGUAUUACUAUAAGCUUAUGAAGACUAAAGCCUUUAGCCGCAUACAGACAAGGCCACCAUACUCUCCAUUUACCAAGUGUUCGAAACAUAAACUGAAUUCUGACAAUUAUUUAGAGUGCUUAGUGCGCCAUCUAGCGGUACCAGGGAGCAAUCUGAUUGGUGGAUGUAAAAUGGGGUCCCAGAAGGAUAACACAACAGUGGUUGAUCACAAGCUGAGGGUGAAGGGGAUAGAUCGACUUCGUGUUGUAGAUUCUUCUGUGAUGCCGACAUUAGUGUCACCUGAUCUAGUAGCGCCAUCUAUAAUGAUGGCGGAAAAGGCGGCAGACAUGAUACGGAGCAGCCAUUUAUUGAAAAAGAAAGUUUUAAAUACAAGAAAAACUAGGUAGCGACGAUGGAAUUAGGAUUUUCAAAUGUUAUUGAAUUAAUAAUAAUUUUUUUUUGUAUAUAGUGAAACAUUUAUUUAUAUACACUGAGAAUUGUACGUAAAGUUAUGGAGAAUAAAAGGAACAAAUCAACAAUG
Molecule: messenger RNA, 2261 nt
Organism: Saccostrea cuccullata (small rock oyster)
Lineage: Eukaryota; Metazoa; Mollusca; Bivalvia; Ostreida; Ostreidae
Product: L-sorbose 1-dehydrogenase-like
Exons: 12
Coding region: 280-2127 (615 amino acids)
Molecular function (GO): oxidoreductase activity, acting on CH-OH group of donors; flavin adenine dinucleotide binding
Source: RefSeq, a predicted model, not a curated record